Molecule: messenger RNA, 997 nt
Organism: Sabethes cyaneus
Lineage: Eukaryota; Metazoa; Arthropoda; Insecta; Diptera; Culicidae
Product: alcohol dehydrogenase 2-like
Exons: 5
Coding region: 35-823 (262 amino acids)
Cellular component (GO): cytoplasm
Molecular function (GO): oxidoreductase activity, acting on the CH-OH group of donors, NAD or NADP as acceptor
Source: RefSeq, a predicted model, not a curated record
AUCUCGCGCAGUGAACAUCUAUUUAUCCGUAGUGAUGAGUAAGUCUGUGUUGAACAAUAAAACAGCUGUGAUUACCGGUGCAGCCAAUGGAAUUGGCUUUGCAACAGCGGAAGAGCUUCUCAAGAGUGGAGUAUCGAAAAUACUCCUAUUGGAUAUAGCAGCUGACUUAAGCCCAAGCCAAUACGCUCAGCUCAAGACCUGUAACCCGAAGGCGGACGUUUCCUAUAGGCAAUGCGAUGUGACCAACAAGCAACUAGUAGAAAAGAUUUUCCGCCAGGAUGCCAUGAAACUGCUCGGAUCAAUCGACAUACUUGUGAAUUGUGCGGGGAUUUUCGAAUGUGAACCCGCCAAGUGCGUCGGCGUUAAUUUGAUUGGAUUAAUGGACUGCACUCUAAUUGCGAUGGACUUGAUGACUAAGGAGAAAAACGACAAAGGAGGAUUUAUUAUUAACAUUUCUUCUAUCGGUGGUUUGGAACCGUACCCGGUGGCUGCCGUAUACACGGGAACGAAAUUCGGAGUUACCGGUUUCACGCGCGCUUUGGGGACCGAGUUGGUGUACAACAAAACGGGAAUAAAACUUGCGGCAAUCUGUCCGAGUGCUACUGAAACUAAUAUUAUGAGAGCUGCCGGAGGCAGUUCUAUCACUUUUCCGUGGAUGAAGGAAACAGCCGAGGAGCUUAUCAAAAAAUAUCCCGUUCAGCAACCAAGUGCUGUCGGAAAAUGCAUUGUGAAGGUUAUAGCGGAGGGAGAAACAGGAUCGGCUUGGUAUUCUGCCGUGGAUACAAUUACUCAGGUUAAGUUCGAACCCAACAAGUAUGUCUAAAGAACGACGCAAAAGUUUUCCAAGAUGGAGCUGGAACGCACCACCCCAAGCCUACAGCGAAGAAAUAUGUUCACGAAACACUUCAUUAAAAUAGAAAACAAUGUCAACUACUCAAGUUUGAUGUUAUGGUGCAACUUCGAAGUUGACAUCUAUUGAAAAUAAAAUAAAACUUCA